GCUCAGCAUCGGCUCACAGCAGCACGCGCACACUUGCAGCCGGAGAGUUGAUACACACAGAAACACGCGCGCGCUCUCUUCUCACACACACGCACAGUGACCGGGAAAAGUCCCUUCAUGUCUUGCCACGAGCCACCUGCUGGGACAAGGUGUGCAGCAGCAGUAGCAGCGGCAACGGAGCUAAACCCGGCCAGCUCCGCGAGGGAUUCCAAGCGGGAACCGCGAGCCCCCGCCCCAAGAUGAUGAUGAUGAUGCCGCUGAACGGGAAGCAGGCAUUCGGCAUGUCGCCGCCGCCGUCCUCCAACCUGUCAGAGCACAAGUAUUCCAGCCUGCACGGAUCACCUGCCUCCAACUUGUCCUCCAACCCGUCCAGCAGCAGCAGCAGCGGCGGCGGCGGUAGCAGCAACAGCAGCUCCGAGACAAUGUGCCGAGUGUGCUUGCCAACAGCCCCGAGCAAUAUAUUCGGCGGGCUGGAUGAAAGUUUGGUGGGCCGAGCUGAGGCGCUGGCGGCGGUGGAGAUUGGAGUUCCGAGCAGCAAGAAUCAGCCGUUCAAGCCGGACGCCAGCUACCACACCAUGAACAGCAUCCCGUGCAGCUCCAGCUCGUCGUCCAUCAGCAGUCACCCUCCUCCCCUUCCCUCGCACCACCACCCGCACCACCACCAUCCUCACCACCAUCACCAUCACCCUCAGCAGCCGCACCCCCACCAUCACAACGCCCAGAACCUGGACGGCGAAUUACUGGAGCACAUGUCGCCGGGACUGGGGUUGCCCACCAUCACCGGGCCGGACGGCAGCGUGGUGUCGCCGCCUCCCUCCGCUCCCCCUCCUCCUCCCCCUCCUCCUCCACCACCCCCUCACAUGGCCGCCAUCAACCACAUGCACCAGGCCAUGAGCCUGGCAGCGGCCGCCGCUGCUCACGGUCACGGCCACAGCCUGGGCGCCUCGCACGGAGUCUUGGCGCCGGGCUGCCUGGGCGAGGUGGACGCCGACCCUCGCGACCUGGAGGCGUUCGCCGAGCGCUUCAAGCAGCGGCGCAUUAAGCUUGGUGUCACCCAGGCGGACGUGGGCUCGGCCCUGGCCAACCUGAAGAUCCCCGGCGUGGGUUCGCUCAGUCAGAGCACCAUCUGCCGCUUCGAGUCGCUGACCCUGUCGCACAACAACAUGAUCGCGCUGAAACCCAUUCUGCAGGCCUGGCUGGAGGAGGCCGAGAAGUCCCACCGGGAGAAGCUCAGCAAGCCCGAGCUCUUCAACGGCGCUGAUAAGAAGAGGAAGCGCACGUCCAUCGCUGCCCCGGAGAAGCGCUCACUGGAGGCUUACUUCGCCAUCCAACCUCGGCCGUCCUCCGAGAAGAUCGCCGCCAUCGCCGAGAAGCUGGACCUCAAGAAGAACGUGGUCAGGGUCUGGUUCUGCAACCAGCGGCAGAAACAGAAGCGGAUGAAAUACUCCGCAGCCCACUAGCGGGACUCCUUGGGGCAAAAGAGCGAGGGAGAACCUUAGACUGUAAAUUCUCUCCCUCACUCCCCCUGAUGGAGAGAGUUCACUUGGACUUUGCUGCAAGGACCUGAUCGCCAACAAGUAAGAGUUAUCUUUCUUUCUCAAUGCCACCCACUGCCAGCGAAACAGGACUCGCCAAACCCUGAUUGUGAGUUGGGCUAGACUGAGAAUUUCAUGUUAUACAGAUGAACAAAUGAAACAAUGUCUUUUUUUAUUUACAAACAAUCGUAACUCGCAACGUUUACAACAAACGAAUAACGACCGGCCGAACUGAAAUGAUAGUGUUGGCAAACUUGCUGUGGCAUUGAUUUGAGCUUCAUAUUUUGGAUUGUAUUCGUUCUUUUUUUCUUCCAAGUGUCACCUUUUCUACACCUCAGUUCCCUCGGCGCCUUGUAGUACACUGGUACAGACACAUCUGACCUGCUAAACUGCCGUAAAGAGCAGGACUUGUACUCUAGCAUUGGAUAUAAGUUCUCGUGCAAUCUCUUGGUAUUGAUUGUUUAAGGAUUGCACUAAUCCUUUUUCCACAGAACUCUUCUGUCAUCAUAAGAAACAUACAAUUUUGUUUUAAUUUUUUGGCACAGUAUAUCACUGCGCUCAGUAGUCAAUAUCUUUCUGAAUUGGCUACUGUUUCAUUAGAAACCUUGCUGAUCUCUUCCAAUGUCCCUUUAAAUUUCAGUUUGCUGUCUCUCACUCCCCCCCCCCCCCCCCCACCAACAAAAAAGGUCUCUACACGGUGAAUGAAAAUGGCUGUGUGAGCAGCCUGGAGACUUCUCCCUGUGUCUGAAGGCUAUUAUUAGAUUACUACCAAAUAACCUGAGCCUGAAUUAUUCAUUCAAAUCGUCUCCAAAGUUAAUUUCGUGUUCACUCGAAUUAAUUCCGCCUGUUUAAUUCAAGUUGUGAUAAGAGCCGAAUAAAUAAAUAGGUUAUUGAAUAUUUAAUAUAGUAUGUUGGUUCAAAGAGUGUAAGAAAAAAAUGAUCGGGCAAGUAAGAAAUGUCCCUGUAUUUGUUCUUCUUGAAAAAUAUCUGUAACGAAGAAUGAAAAUUCGAGGAGAAAUGUAAAUCCUUAAUUUUCGGCUGACACCACGCCGCAUUCCACUCCUCCGCCCCCCCCCACCCCGUCCCAAAUAAAAGGAAAAUUAAAAAAGGAUUUAACACACGCUUAUAUAUGUACAAAAUUUAAACCAAUAUUUAUUUCGGCUUUUUUUUCCCCCUGGGAUUCCCUCUUACAUUCUGUGUCGACGCGCAAAAAGGUUCAAAUCCUAAGUGUAAUAUCUGAUCAACGAUACUCAUCUUUGCCGAUCGAUCAUUAAAAAUGCAACAUAGUUGUAAAGGUCGUGGGGUCUGUUUCGAUUUCGAAUACAGUUUAUUUUUAAUUCAUGCUUUGUGUUUUGUUCACUGGAGGGAAGAGGUUUAGAGAUGCGUCUGUGAAAGUUAAAAUAAAUCUGCACAUUUUCACGAUCACGGGCGAUUGAUGCACUGCUGAAAUACUUUGUUGUUUGGUACUAGCCUAUCUUUUUAAAAGAAAUAAUAAAAUAAAGGUACCUGGGUGUGUACCUGAAUAUUGUAAAUAUCAUCCAAUGGACUUGAUGCACAUAUAGAUAUAUUCUUACAGAUUUUGAUGUGUUGCUGUUGAAGCAGAAACAUUUUUAUGUGACAAGCGCACGAUUUCUGUAUUGUAUAUGGUGUCUUAAAAUUGUUUUUUCUUUGCUCUGGAGAGGCUUUACAUUUUUAUUUAUUGAUGUAAUUUAAUGUUAUUGACAUAUGGUUAUUAAAUGCCUUAUUUCAUUAAGAAAUUCUUUGACUAUUCUUUCGAAGUUCAGCCACUUUAGUAAUAUUUGACUUCUACAGUGUAUGUUUUCAUUGCAAGCUUGCUUCUGGGUAUUUGUUUAAUAUCUCUUUGGACGUGGAUAGCUUUAUCUGUGAAAAUACUGGCUUUUGAGUUCUUAGCAUGGAAUAAACAUCGUGUUUUUGGAAUAAAAUCUAUAAGCUCUUAACUGUAUUUUUCAAAUAACGUGCAGCU
Stegostoma tigrinum is the source of this 3519-nucleotide messenger RNA. RefSeq names its product POU class 4 homeobox 2 (gene pou4f2). Bases 240 to 1460 code for a protein of 406 amino acids. Gene Ontology annotation, biological process: regulation of transcription by RNA polymerase II. The transcript has 2 exons. Gene Ontology annotation, molecular function: DNA-binding transcription factor activity, RNA polymerase II-specific; RNA polymerase II cis-regulatory region sequence-specific DNA binding. NCBI's taxonomy places the organism in Eukaryota, Metazoa, Chordata, Chondrichthyes, Orectolobiformes, Stegostomatidae. The record is from RefSeq and is a predicted model, not a curated record.